Messenger RNA from Cynoglossus semilaevis (tongue sole), 3821 nucleotides. It is a transcript of the gene zbtb17, whose product is annotated as zinc finger and BTB domain containing 17. Gene Ontology annotation, biological process: regulation of transcription by RNA polymerase II. The record is from RefSeq and is a predicted model, not a curated record. Gene Ontology annotation, cellular component: nucleus. Lineage: Eukaryota; Metazoa; Chordata; Actinopteri; Pleuronectiformes; Cynoglossidae. Gene Ontology annotation, molecular function: DNA-binding transcription factor activity, RNA polymerase II-specific; RNA polymerase II transcription regulatory region sequence-specific DNA binding; protein binding.
UACAUACAGAAUAUAUAGUUUUUCUCUUUCAUCUAUGUUCCACUGUAGUUUUCUUCUCAUCAGAGUCUUUAAACCAUGUUCAUCAUCCUGCUUUACACAAAGAAUUGCUCUUUGCGAUCAAUACAGGAGAUGUUUUUUCUGUCCUUCCUUUCCUGAUAACUGAUAAAGUGUUGAUAAAGUGCACACCCCUUCUCAUUACAGAGAUGCACAUCACCUGAUUUGCUUAAUUGGUAGUGGGCUUUCGAGCCUAUACAGCUUGGAGUAAGACAACGUGCAUAAAGAGGAUGAUAUGGUCAAAAUACUCAUUUGCCUAAUAAUUCUGCACUCCCUGUAUUUUAAAUGAGCACACAGUCAUGACAGCAUGAUCAAAUUUAUGACUAUAAAUUACUACCAAAAUAAAUCACGAAAUACCUCACAAACGUAUACAAAGAAACAUAUAGCUGUACAUUAAACUUGUUUUGCUUUUCGGUAUAUUUGCUUAUUUUUUAAUUGUUCGUGCUUUUGACACAGUGCACAGGCUAUUGGUACCUAUAAACGCGUCAAUCGUCAUGGGCCGCUUGCGCCAUCAAGUGGUUUGCUAAGGCACAAGACGUGUUUAUACUACGCAUGCUCAAAUUCAUACAUCCGGACGGUCCCUAUCAAUCGAUCAGAGAGAGGAAGAUGGCGAAGGUUUGACUGAGCGCGACAAGAUCGAUCACCGAAAAACUCGAUCGAGUUUGUUUUUCUGGCUCGAAUUAAACAACACGAGACGUCGCCUUAGCUGAGGUUUUAACGAACAAAGCACCACGAAGGAACAAAGAAGAGGAAGAUGGAGUUCCCCUGGCACAGUGGAAAAGUCUUAGACCAGCUUAAUCGUCAGCGAAAGCAGGGUCUGCUGUGUGACUGCACCUUUGUUGUGGAUGGGGUGGACUUCAAGGCUCACAAAGCAGUGUUGGCCGCCUGCAGUGUCUACUUUCGUACCCUCUUCUUGGACCAGAAAGAUGUAGUACACCUAGACAUCAGCAAUGCAGCAGGUUUGGGUCAAGUCCUAGAGUUCAUGUACACAGCAAAACUUAACUUAAGUCCACAGAAUGUCGAGGACGUCUUGGCCGUUGCCAAUUUUCUACAAAUUCAAGAAAUUGUGAAUGCUUGCUCUGCAUACCAGUCGAUGGCCAAUCAAGCGCCUUCUGUCAUAACCCUGGAUUUUACUGUGGAUGAAAAGACAGGUGAAAGCGAGCAGAACGAGGAGCAGAGCAGUGAAAUGAAAGAAGAGUCAUCACAGGAAGAGGAAACUCGUUCGGUUACUACGACAGAAGCUAAAGAGACAACACAAACUCAGGAUGAUCCAGUGGAGGAUGCAGAUACUGACACUCAACCAAUUAUUUCUGAGACCAGUCCUGUUGGGACUAACUCAGUCCUGGAACAGCUGCCCCAAACCACUGCCCCUCCUGCUGAGGACAAGAAUGAAAGUGAUUCACAGGACAAAACUGAAAUUCAAGAUAAUCCCUCUGACACACAAGAAGCACAGGGAAAAUCCACUGCCAGUUCAUCGUACAUGAGCUCUCGAGGCCGAAGAAUCAGGAAACCUCUAAAACGAAACUUCCCACCAGAUAGUGAUUCAGAAAAUGAAGGCAAAUCAAAGCCAAAACCAAAUUUGAUGGUGACGAAGUCGGCAGAUGUGGACAAUGAACAGGACGACACAUUUGAGGAGAAUAGUAAUGGGGGUGGAGAAGAUGAUGACGAUGACGAUGGUGAUGGAGAGGAAGACAGCGGGGCCAGUGAGCAGAUGGAAGAAGUUGAGUCACAGGUCGAGAAACAAUCUCACUCAGCAUCAAUGAGCAGCCGGUCGGAGUCAAAGCCUUACAGCUCUGUGACACAUAAGUGUGAGGACUGUGGGAAGAAAUUUACUCAUACUGGCAACUUUAAGAGGCACAUGCGAAUCCACACGGGAGAGAAACCGUUCAGCUGUCGAGACUGCAGCAAAGCUUUCUCUGACCCAGCAGCCUGCAAAGCUCAUGAGAAAACACACAGCCCCUUGAAGCCAUACAGCUGCUCCACCUGUGGGAAGAGCUACCGUCAGAUCAGGCUGAACCUACACCGCAAACGCCACACGGGAGAAGCACGCUAUACCUGCUAUGCCUGUGGCAAGCUCUUCACCACGUCUGGUAACCUGAAGAGACAUCAGCUGGUGCACAGCGGGGAGAAACCAUAUCACUGUGACUUCUGUGAUAAGGCCUUUUCUGACCCCACUGCCAAGAUGAGACAUUUGGAGAUACAUGACAUGGAGAAGGGAAACAAAUGUCCACAUUGUGAGAAACGCUUCAACCAGCUUGGAAACCUGAGGGCUCACAUGAAGAUCCAUAUUACAGAUGGGCCUCUCAAGUGCAAAGAAUGCGGCAAACAGUUUACCACCUCAGGAAAUCUGAAAAGACACAUGCGGGUCCACAGUGGAGAGAAACCAUACGUCUGUGUUCACUGUCAGAGAGCUUUCAGUGAUCCUGGAGCUCUGCAGAGACAUGAGCGCAUCCACACAGGAGAAAAGCCUUGUAUCUGUGGUAUCUGUGGCAAAGCGUUCACUCAGGCUAGUUCUCUUAUUGCUCACGUCCGUCAGCACACAGGAGAGAAGCCUUAUGUGUGCGAUCGCUGUGGUAAAAGGUUUGUGCAGUCCAGUCAACUGGCUAAUCACAUUCGCCAUCACGACAAUGUUCGUCCACACAAAUGUCAGAUGUGCAAUAAGGCAUUUGUUAACGUGGGGGACCUCUCCAAACACAUCAUAAUACACACAGGAGAGAAGCCUUUCUUGUGUGAUAAAUGCGGCAGAGGGUUUAACCGCGUAGACAAUCUUCGAUCUCACGUCAAGACCGUCCACCAUGGCAAGGCUGGCAUGAAGCGGCUGGUAAUUGCUGGAGGCGGUACAGAAGAUGGGGCUGAUGGGGGAACGGCGACAGCCACAUCUGACAGCGAAAUCAAUAUUGUCACCGUUUCCACAGACGACAUUAUGGCUCUCGCGAACAGCGCAGUAGCUCAGCUGACAGUGGUUCCAGUGGCUUCUUCAGUGUCUGCAGAUGAGACUGAGGCUUUGAAAGCUGAAAUCACAAAAGCAGUGGAGAAAGUACAGGAAGCAGAUCCCAACACUCAGAUCUUAUAUGCUUGUGAUUCGUGUGGAGAUAAAUUUUUGGAUGCAAGCUCUCUUGCUCAGCAUGUACGCAUCCACACUGCUCAGGCCUUAGUCAUGUUUCAGGCAGAUUCAGACUUUUACCAGUACACCACAGCCACGACUGCAGAAGGAGAAACUGCCACAACAUGGCAAACCACAACUGAACAGGUCAUUCAAGAAGGGGAAAACUGAUCUGUUACGUCCAGGACACAGAGGGGGAGAUGAAGGAACAGGAAGGAUGGUGAAAGUCAAAUGUUGUCUUUUUCUAAGUAAAAUUAUAUAUGUAAAAUAUGUAUAAAGUUUAGCUUUUAAAGAAAUAUGACUAUACAGAAUAAAAUGAAGACACAGUACCAUGUAGGAGAACUUACAUUAGGUGAGUUAAUGAUAUGGUAAAUAUUGAAAUAGUUAUACUAAGUAUAGCUUUGUUAUUUUUCACUUAUAUCACAUUUAUAAUAUAUGUACAUUUAAUUGUUUUUCGUUUAAGUAAAUCAUGUUAAAAACACAGACCCAGACCCUAUGAAUGUGACAGCUUGUCCAAAAUAAAUGUAUCCUCUGGAAAGGGUAAAACGCUGUGUAUGUGUUUUUUGUAGAUAAGAUGCUAUGGUGUAUUUUUAAUACCGUCUUGGUUAUAUUAUAUCUCAUGGUUAUUAAAAUGGUAACUGACAAAACGAGUCUGUAUUUAAUC